AUGAUGAUGUGUCGGGCCCACGCGUGGCGUGUUCGCUUCGAGAGGGCUCGUUUGCGCCACAGUGAAGGAAGAUGCCGCAGACAGCGGCGCUGUGCAGCAUAUGCUCGUCAGUUACUUCUGGAAGGAGACAUUCAGCCGUUGUGGACGUCCGUGGCGCAAAAACAGGGUCCCCAAGAGGCAAGUGCAGUCAUUCUGAAGUUGUUCGAUACAAGUGCAAUUCAACGUUUCGACCAGGGUGUUUCUUCUCAACAGCUCUUGCCAAGGGCAACACUAUUCACAACAAUCAGGCAGCUCCAGGAAAGAAAGGAUGCAGGGUAUCCAAGGUUGUUCUUUUGCAGUGUCUACUGGCCAAGGUGCGAAUUUGGGGACAGUUCGUUUGGACCACUUUCCGCUGCUGUGGAAACUGCCCUGGUUCAUCUGGUUGGUGCCAAGGGCAGUACUACUGUAAAGUCACCUCAGCACAAGUAA
Messenger RNA from Ostreobium quekettii, 468 nucleotides. The record is from the annotation of a GenBank genome assembly. Lineage: Eukaryota; Viridiplantae; Chlorophyta; Ulvophyceae; Bryopsidales; Ostreobiaceae.